ACCGUGCGCGCGCAUUUUCGCGCUUUUCCGCAGAGGACCGAGUUUUCUAUAGGUAGUUUAAAGCGAGCGAAACUUGCUCAAAUUCACACCAGUAAAUAUAAACGUGAAGAAUGAAGAUUCUGCUCCUGUUGCUGACACUUGCUGCGGCAUCUGAGUUAUACCAAAGGACGGAACAUUACGACGACCAAAUCGUCGUGAAAUGCGAGCUAAAGGAGAGUUUUACGGAGCGUCUGGGGACCCUGCUGGAGAAGGAUUUUGUUGAUCUGUGGGGGGUUGACGAGGAGAAGCGACUUCACAUUCGUCUCGGCAACCAGCUCUGGUCCGAGCUGCAGUCCACACUGCCAGAGUGUUCCGUGGUCAUCGAAAAUGUAGAAGAAUAUGUGUCAAAGGCGGAGAAAAAACCUUUUGACAAGAGUAAUCCUGAACCAAGCUGGUUUGAAGCAUAUCAUCCUUAUGACGAUAUUGUUGCGUGGUAUCAGACAUUGGGCAAAAAUUACAGCGGACUGGUCAAGUAUGUUGAGAGCAUUGGGAUGUCUGUGGAGGGUCGAAACAUACCUGCCGUUCAUAUUACAAACAUACUGGCUGAUCCCAUUAACACUGUCUAUUUCCAAUGCCAACUCCACGCAAGGGAGUGGAUUUCAGCAGCAGUGUGCAUGAACAUUGCCACCUAUCUCUGUGAGAACUAUGGCAAAGACGAGCAGGUCACCAAGUUGCUGGACAGUUUGCAGUUUGUUUUUGUACCUAUUGCAAAUCCCGAUGGAUAUGAGUAUACUUGGACUGUUGACCGUCUAUGGAGAAAGAAUCGCAGGGUGAACCCCGGAUCAUCCUGUAUGGGAGUCGACCUCAACAGAAACUACAAUGACCACUGGGAUGAGGGAGGGAGUUCAGGAAGCCCAUGCAGUCAAGUCUAUCACGGCUCUUUCCCGGCCUCUGAACCAGAGACACAGACCACGCAGGCCUACUUUGGAGCUCAGAAUGGUGUGAUUGCAGCCGUUGACUGGCAUGCUUACAGCCAACUGAUCUUGCGACCAUAUGGGUACACCAUGAAACCAUCCCCCAAUGAGGAGCAACUCAGUGCUAUUGGUGCUAACAUGAGCCAAGCUAUAUAUUCUGUGCAUGGCUACACAUACACAUCGAUGGCUGCUUCAGGACUUUACCUAUAUAGCUAGUGGGAUUGCCUCAGACUGUUUCUUCCGUCCUUCAAUCCUCCAUAUCAAUAAACUGUAAAUCUUAAGGUUCUAUGGCGACGAGGCAACCAGUACCAAUGAAGGAUACAGAGCUGCUGGCUACACAUUUGAGCUGAGGGAUACUGGUCAAUAUGGAUUCCUACUUCCACCUGAUCAGAUCAUUCCAACUGGCCAAGAGAUUGUACCAGCAGUACUCUAUCUGGCGGAAGCCAUGCUGGAGAAUCCUAUACGCAGCACCUAAAAUGCUUCACUCUAUAGUUAUGGACACAGCUACGUACUGUAAUACCAUUUUGAUGCCA
Messenger RNA from Geodia barretti, 1486 nucleotides. NCBI's taxonomy places the organism in Eukaryota, Metazoa, Porifera, Demospongiae, Tetractinellida, Geodiidae. The record is from the annotation of a GenBank genome assembly.